AUGGCCACGAAUCGGAGUCGCAAAAUAACGGGCUUCCACGAUAUCAAUAAGUUCUUCGGAAGCUUAGAAGAGAAAGGAAAGAAAAAACUAGUUCUUUUCUCUAUCACCCAUAGUGAUCCAGCAGAGUCUAUCCUAGGCAUGAUAAAAGAAAAAGUCAACAAGGGAGACAUCGUUCUAUCCGGGGGCAACAAGAAUCACCCGCGCACGCAGAGAAGACAGAAUAAAUACGCAGAGAUCGGUGCUCAUUGGAUUGGCAUGGGUGUAUCGGGAGGCUAUCAGGCUGCCGGAAUGGUUCAAGUCUUUCACCGGCCGGCGAUGCUAAAGCUUUGGAGAUGGUGA
Messenger RNA from Penicillium manginii, 339 nucleotides. RefSeq lists its product as uncharacterized. Gene Ontology annotation, cellular component: cytosol. Gene Ontology annotation, biological process: pentose-phosphate shunt, oxidative branch. The transcript is spliced from 2 exons. The record is from RefSeq and is a predicted model, not a curated record. Gene Ontology annotation, molecular function: NADP binding; phosphogluconate dehydrogenase (decarboxylating) activity. Lineage: Eukaryota; Fungi; Ascomycota; Eurotiomycetes; Eurotiales; Aspergillaceae. The coding region runs from base 1 to 339 and encodes 112 amino acids.